GACACGUAGCCAUGUCGGCAAUCAGGUAGACUUUAAUGGCAGCGCCUAUGAUUUUGUGUUGAGGUCGGCCAACAUAUACGACAAUGGUGUUUUUAACUGCUAUUAUGCGUUCAUUGAACGAUUACCAUGCCAUGAACUCACUGAAGUCCCCAUCCCGAUAUUUUAAACGUAUGCAAUUUAAAAGAAUCGCAGCUAAAUUCUCUGGAAGAGGGCGAAAUUGUUACGUGAUUGGUGUCAAUAGAAUGCUGCGAGCUAUGAGAUUUUCAACAAAAAACUAUGCAUUGAAAUCAGAGACUCUAGAUAGGCUGUAUGAGACUCGACUGGCAGCAGCCUGUUUGGAACAUGGAAUGAACAAGACAUAUUUCCUGACAUCUUUAGCGGAGAAUGACAUUAAUCUCAACAGGGAAACACUUUCAAACCUGGCAAUUUAUGAACCAAGAACAUUUCAGAGUCUGGUCCAGUUUGUGAAGGAGCGAUCAGAAGAGGUCGGACUUCAAAGCCGCGUAUUAGGCUCAGUUCACGGUACUGAAUCCAGGGGCAUUCUCGAUGAAGUGAAGAAGCACAGAUGGAGCACAAAAUCUCGAACUGAUGAAGUAGAUUGACACUUGUUUGACUGAAUAAAAUUUAUUUCUUGA
Molecule: messenger RNA, 635 nt
Organism: Dreissena polymorpha
Lineage: Eukaryota; Metazoa; Mollusca; Bivalvia; Myida; Dreissenidae
Product: 39S ribosomal protein L20, mitochondrial-like
Exons: 5
Coding region: 84-602 (172 amino acids)
Biological process (GO): translation; ribosomal large subunit assembly
Cellular component (GO): ribosome
Molecular function (GO): rRNA binding; structural constituent of ribosome
Source: RefSeq, a predicted model, not a curated record